Molecule: messenger RNA, 1662 nt
Organism: Drosophila biarmipes
Lineage: Eukaryota; Metazoa; Arthropoda; Insecta; Diptera; Drosophilidae
Exons: 6
Coding region: 306-1568 (420 amino acids)
Cellular component (GO): dystrophin-associated glycoprotein complex; sarcolemma
Source: RefSeq, a predicted model, not a curated record
GUGUGUGCAGUCGUAGAGCCGCCCAGUCUCCAGCCCGUUUGCCUUUUGUUUUUGUUUUUGGUUUUUGGUUUUUAUUAUUUUUCAGUUCCGUUUCGUUUCGGUUCGAUUUUGUUUUGAUUUUGGUUCUUUCCAACGCGGCUUUCCCCGACUUUCGUUUUGUAUCUUUGUAUCUUCUCCGUCCAUCUGCGACCACUGCAUCGGCCGGCGAAUGCAGCCCAUGGAACUAUGCGCGUAGCACCUGGUGCGCUGCCCUCGCCUGGUACUGGUACUCGUAACGCCCCAGUCCCGGAAUGCCCAUCUAGACCAUGCCAGUGCAGCCAGUCCGUCCCGUGAGCACCUACGACAACUUGGCCACCACCGCCGCGUCCCAGUCGAGGCACCCGCCCCCCGAGUCCGGCGGCAUGUACCGGCCGGACUUGGAGCCGCAGCCGGAGCCGGAAGUGGAGGCGGAGGUGGAGCUCAAUGGCAGCGGCACCAGCCACAGCAUAGCCGCUGUCAAGGCGGCCCUCAACGAUGCCAAGUCGAAAUUCUUUGGGAUCAACAACUAUGAGUCACCGUCACCUGUGGCCGGCAAAGGCGGUGCUCGAGCGCCGGCUGCUGUCGUCAAGUCGGAGCCAAAGUACCAGAACGUUCCGCAGCGGGAUGAGGUGCCGGCAGUGGCGGCUCCAGAUCCCCCAGGCCAUCAUCCACCAUCGGUUGCCCCUCCCGCCGCCGACCUGCAGAGCAGGGCCCUGCGAUAUGCCACCACCUACGAGCAGAUUCCGCUGAGCGACUUGGAGGCUCCGCAGGCGUCGCAGGCCGUCUACAUGAGCACCACAGUUCCGCAGAACAUGAAAGGCAUGAAGAUCGCCGGCCGACACACGCCAACCCGCAACAGUCUGCGGCACAGCCGGAUGAUCGUUGUCAAUCACAAAAACCAUGACAGUUUUCAAGCUACAAGGAAUCUGAAUAUUUCGCGACAACUCCUAAUUAUGCAAUUGGCUGUGGGUCUGCUAAUAGUUGGUCUAGCCGCUUGGAUUCUAAUUUUAGCGCCGAAUGCAUCUAUACUUAUCAAUCCGUAUCUGAGUGGUCUGUCGUUGCUGUUGGCCAGUGUUGCGGGUCUCAUACUGAUGCGCAGGAACCACAAGAUCACGGACCACAGACCCCCAAACAGUUGCUACAAGGUCCUGCUGGCCGAGUCCUACGUCUUCACCGGCCUGGCGUUGAUCUUCUGCUGCUUGGCCCUGGUCUGUGCGGCGAUAGAGUUUGCGGAGCUCAUCUCGUCCGCGGAUGGGGAGUGUGGACCCACCUCCAGCUCCCUGCUGAGCUACCACAACUGCACCUGCUUCACGGCCGGCGAGGCAGCCACCUCCUCCACCUCCACCGCCACCUCUGGAGAUCCCUCUGCUCUUACUGCUGCCCAGGAGUCACCGCAAACCGAGGGAUGUGGAAAACUGGGGGUCGAGUGGAAGUAUCUGCUGGCCUUCUCGAUGGCGCUCAACACCCUGGGCAUUGUUGCAACAUUCUUAUACAUAACGCUAUUUAUUUGUUGCCACCGCAACAGGGAGCACUUCUACACGUCUGUGUAGGGAGGUCUACACCUAGGCUAGUACUUAAAUUAUACAAAUAUCUUACUUAAAUUAUUUUAGUAACUGAUACAAAUAAAUUAUUUAUUAAUAUUAA